Closterium sp. NIES-67 is the source of this 2173-nucleotide messenger RNA. NCBI's taxonomy places the organism in Eukaryota, Viridiplantae, Streptophyta, Zygnematophyceae, Desmidiales, Closteriaceae. The record is from the annotation of a GenBank genome assembly.
GCUACAGAAAAUGUUCGGGUUCACUGUAUCUCGGGAUAUCAUACACGAUAAUAGCCAGUGGUGCAUAUCCCAGACAUGAAAAUUCAAAUCAACGGCCACAAAUGACUCCCGCCUUCAAUUUCGUCCUGCAAAACCCAGUUCUGACCGCCUCGCCUUGCCUUCUCCCAGCAGGCAAGCACUUCCGGCUUAGGGCGGGUCCAAAAGUUAAUUUUCGCAGAAUACCAUACCCAAUCAUUCUAGUCUGUUAUUCGAACGCUUUGAAACGCAAGGAAAGCUACUCCACCGUAAUCAGACGUACUAUUUGGACCCGCCCUUAGCUUGUUCCUCUGGUUAUUCCUCAAGUGCUGUUGAUCAGUAGCAGGCUGGUUUCCUGAUCUUCGCUUGCUUUCUUUCUUUGAUUUUCGCUUCUAGCCAACCCCCCACCUCCCCCCGUGUCAUGGCGGAUAUAUUUGAGCAAGAGGAGGAGGCGAUGACUGCAGAGGAGUACGAGGAGAGAGUCGAGGAGGCGCUCGCCGUACUCGGAGCGGACGAUCCUGACAAGUGCACAUAUGACAUGGGCUACCGUAAGCGGCAGGCUCUCUAUUCCUGCCUUACGUGCGUGCCUCCGCCCAAAAUUCCAACUCUGCCGAAGGAGACCGAGGGAAGUGAAGGAGAAAGAGGAGCAAGCAGUCGAGUGGACCUAAAAGACAUAUUGUCGGGUGAUUGGAAUCCAGCAGGAAUCUGCACUGCAUGCUCGUUGAAGUGCCAUGAUGGCCAUGAGCUUGUGGAGCUCUACACGAAGCGUCGAUUCUGCUGUGACUGCGGCACAUCCAAGUUCCAGGGGUCAGUUGCUCCGUCAUGCCAGCUCCAGCCUGAGAAAGAGCCUUUGAACGAGCGCAACGAGUACAGCCAGAACUAUGCGGGUGUAUAUUGCAACUGUCGGCGGCCGUUUCCUGAUCCAGAGGCUGAGGCUCGAGGGGAAGAUGAGGACAUGACUCAGUGUAUCGUGUGUGAAGAUUGGUUCCAUGACCACCAUCUAGGCCUUGAGCCUGGGUUUGAGGCCCCCGAGCAUUUCACCGACCUGAUAUGUGGCCACUGUGCUUCCACCAAGUGCCGAUUUUUUAAGCUUUAUCCUCACCUCCUGGUGGCUCCAGAGAGUGUUAGUGAUGCUCCUUCAGAUGGGGAUGGCAACAAGCCUAAAGCAGUAACCAAUGAGAGCGAUGAUGUCAACGGGGAUGACGGUCCAGGCAGUGGAGUGUGUGGUGAUGUCUCAGAGGCGGCAUGCGGACAUCAAGCAGCAGAAGUUGUUGACGCUGCAAUAUCCAAACAACCUGGUUUGCCUAAUGGAGGUGGUCCUGACGUAUCUGCUGGUCUCGGGUCGGCGGUGGCACACAGUGAAGCAGACUGCAAGCUUGCCUCUGCUUUGGGAGGGCAAACUAUAGGCUCCGCUUUCAAGAGGGCGAUCGGUGAAUCAACAAGCACGGCUAAUGUGGAACACCCGCUCGCGGAUCGGGAUGUUGCUGAUUGUUCAAGCAAUGUUGUUGCAGACGCCAAAGCCAUUGCAGACCUGGCCAAAGCGGAAUUUGGCCCUCUCUUUCUUACAGAAGGAUGGAGGGCUUCAAUCUGCAGCUGCCGACAGUGCACCAGGUUCUAUGAGGAGCAAGGCGUUGACUUCCUGGUUGAUGUGGAGGACUCCAUCAAAUUCUACGAGGACGAGGCUAAGAAGAUUCGGCAGCAAAAGGAGGAAGAAGCUAACGCACAGGUUGAAGCUCAGUUUCAGAGCAUGGACCGGGUUGCCCAACUGGAAAUCAUUCAUGGCCUGAACACCUUCAAGUCUGAUUUUGCGAAGUUUCUGGAAAAGCAUGCAGGCACUGAUCAUGUGAUAACUGCACAAGAUGUUCAACAGUUUGCGGAGGAGCAGAAGGCAAAGCGCCCACGUCGUUUGUGACGCUGAAGUACAUGAAGUUUGUGACAUGUCUUGGCGUUGCUGCCUUCGUUGAUGUCCUGGUGGUCACCUUCAGUUCAGACCCAACGCAAUGUGUAGGAAUGCAUCAUGCAUGAAUGCUCAUGCAUGCAUCUGAGUCACAUCACUAGUGUACAGAAUGUUCAUUUGCUGAAUCGACGAAUGUUUAGAUGAGUUUGCUGAGACGUUUUCUCAAUCUUUAGAAGGCUUCUGAAUGUCGGUUGAAGAUUU